Molecule: messenger RNA, 1697 nt
Organism: Zymoseptoria tritici IPO323
Lineage: Eukaryota; Fungi; Ascomycota; Dothideomycetes; Mycosphaerellales; Mycosphaerellaceae
Gene: CYP-43
Product: putative P450 monooxygenase
Exons: 7
Coding region: 99-1631 (510 amino acids)
Molecular function (GO): monooxygenase activity; heme binding; oxidoreductase activity, acting on paired donors, with incorporation or reduction of molecular oxygen
Source: RefSeq, a predicted model, not a curated record
UUGCCGCUCUACGUUGGAUAAAGGAAUCAUCAGGACUCUUCUUGUGGGAACACGUUUUCUCACAGCGUCUUGCCGAGUCCUUUUGAUCCACCGCCACGAUGUCAAACACCGACAUCAUCUUGACUCUGCUGAAGCUAGGCUUUCGCAUCCUGGUCGCUGGCAUUGGACUGUCAAUCCUCACACUCCUCUACAACAUCUCGCCAUUUCAUCCGCUCGCGAAAUAUCCUGGCCCGAUUCACUGGCGAGCAACUCGGCUCUUCGCAUCUUACCAUCAUUCUACAGGUGACUUGUACCAGCAUAUCGCCGCUUUUCACGACCGCUAUGGGCAUACCGUUCGCGUCGCUCCGGACGAGCUCUCAUUCACCGAUCCGGAAGCAUGGGCGCAGAUUUACAACUCUCGUCCGCAACUCCCCAAGUCCACUUACCACUUCGGAGAGCUCAGCAACGAUCGCUUGCCCACGAGUAUGAUCACUGCCCACGAUGCGGAACACAAUCGUUUGCGCAGGCUGCUCGGUCCGGCCUUCCAGAACAGCAGCAUCGCGGAAGUCGAGCCAGUUCUGCAGCAGUACUUCGACCUUCUCUGCAAGCAACUCACCAUCGCGAGCCGCGAAGGUUCCCAGGACAUAGGCGAAUGGUUUCUCUGGGCCCUCAACGACGUGAUUGGUCAUCUGGCGCUCGAUCAGAAAUGGGAGUGUCUGGAAAAGCGGAGGCUGCAUCCUUGGCCUUCGUAUCUGCUCAACGUGCUGAAGCUGAGUGCGGCUGUCAAUCAAUUCCGGCGAUGGGGAGUGACGAUGGACAUGCUCAUGCCGUUCAUGUCGGCCAAGUCGAGAACCGACGCAGAGAACUUUAUUGAAAUUGCUCACGACGCUAUCAACGAGCGACUUGCCAAGGAAGAAGAUGAGCAGAAGAGUGAUACAGACGGCUCCUCAGCGCGGCCGGACAUCGUCGGAUUGAUAACACGGGAAAUGAAAGGUGGAGACAAACUGACCAAGGCGGAAGUGACAUCCAACUGCGUCCUGAUCGUUGGCGGCGGUGCGGAGACUACGGCCACCUGCCUGAGCUCCACAAUGUAUCAUCUCUGCAGCACGCCGAGGGUGAUGAACAAACUUCGCGAGGAGAUCCGAGCGCAAUUCUCAUCGUCCGAGGAGAUUACCCUUAAGGCAGUCCAGGAAAUGCCGUACUUGAAGGCGACGAUUGACGAAGCCUUGAGGAUGUUUCCCGUCGCCUCGUACAUCUGUCCACGAAUCACGCCGAAGGGAGGACAUAUCGUUGCUGGAGAGGUCAUUCCCUCCGGGUUCAACGUCACAAUGGGUCAGUGGGCCAUGGGUCGAUCGAAGCACCUCUUUGACAACCCGAACGAGUUCAGACCGGAACGAUGGGUCGACUCGGAAGUGCAGGAUGCGUGUGGGCGGCGUGUAAACGACAUUCUCAAGCCAUUCAGCAUGGGACCGAGAGAUUGUGUGGGCAAGCUGCUGGCGUUGGCUGAAGCACGCUUAGUUACAGCAAAGCUACUUUGGCAUUUCGACAUGGAAUUGGACGGUGAUCACUCUACCUGGGUGCAAGAUGCCAGAUUCUAUGUUCUGUGGCAACUACGGCCGCUCAAAGUGAAGCUCACACCAAUCAGGACGUGAGAAGCGAUCGAUCUAUUGCCUACGGGCAUCACCCCGAAACCGCAUCCCGUCAUUCAAUGAAAACCU